AUUAUACUAUGAGCUUCAACAUGUUGGGGAAUAUGGAAGAUAAAGCUGCUUUAACCAGCCUCGAUGAUCUUCCAUACUUUCCCGAAAAGUAUACCGGAAAAGUUUGUUGUCUCUGUAACCUGGGAGAGCGCAGUGCUCUCGGUCAAGGAACCAUGUUUCAACUAAAAGUGCCUUCUGAUUUCAAAGAGAAGAAUUCCGCAACUCAACCAAGUGAUGCAGAUAAGGAAAAAGUUGAUUCAUUGCGUAGAAUCAAGUGCGGAUUAAAAACUGUCAGCAGAGCAAUAAGCAACACCGAGAGCACCUAUGAAUUGGAUAAAAUCGGCUACACAGAUGUACUAAAUACUUCGUCAUUCCUCGAUGAUAACUUUGUUUAUGUGCAUCGAAUGUGUGUAAUGUGGUCCCUGCGCAAGGUGGAAGUCAAGGAGGGGGAUGUAACUCAGUUCUUAACGAAAUUAGCCGAUUAUUUGGAGCAGAAGUGCAGUUUCUGUGAUCAGUAUGGAGCGUCAAUUAACUGCAAAAUGAAUUGCCGACAAAUGCAUCAUUUUCCCUGCGCCGCUGCUGCCGGUUGCUUCCUGAUCUUGGAGAGCUUCACCGUAUUCUGUACGGAACACUUAAGUCAAGUUCCGUUGAUCUGCAGUGAUAACAAUGUGGAGUGUUUAACUUGCUCAUCAUUGGGGGAUUUAUCCAAAUUGAUCAUGUGCUGUUCAUGUGGAGAUCAUUUUCAUUCCACUUGCAUUGGCUUAGCCAAUUUACCGGAUACUCGUUCUGGCUGGAGCUGUGCACGGUGUACGAAAUGCCAGAUUUGUCGACAACAGGAAGCCAAUGAUAUAAAAUUUGUCAAAUGUGAACAAUGUCAAAAGAUCUAUCAUGCCAAUUGUCUAAGGCCGGUAAUAUCUUCGAUUCCCAAAUAUGGUUGGAAAUGUAAUCGAUGUCGCGUUUGCACAGAUUGUGGCUCCAGAACCCCUGGUGGUGGGAGCUCAUCUCGAUGGCACAGUCACUAUACGAUUUGUGACUCGUGCUAUCAGCAAAGAAACAAGGGAUUUUCAUGUCCAAUUUGCCAGAAGGCAUAUAGAGCAGCGGCCUACAAGGAAAUGGUCAAAUGUAGUUGGUGUCAUAAGUUUGUGCACAGCACUUGCGAUGAGGAGGCCGAUUUGACUGCCUAUCACAAAAGAAAAGAAUAUAAUCCCGACUAUGAUUAUGUUUGUCCCGUCUGCAAAGUGGGAAGUAACAUCAAAAUUGAGCCGCUUGAGCGUUCCAUCGCAGAUCCGCAAGCCUCAGAGCAUUUUAGUAUCAGAGAUGUCGAAGUUGAUCCAUUAAAUGGAAAAUCUUGUGUAGAGCUCAACAGUGAAGAUCCCCUAAAGUUGCCUACGACAAAAAAGAAAAUUUGUUUGCCCAGCAUUCGUGGCAAAGGUGGCAAGUUUGUGCUACAUCGCUUGGGAUCAAUGUCACAGAUUGGAAAAAAGCGCAACAAUCGUGGAAAAGGACGACAGCUUGUCCUGCAUGGCGGCACAAGUGAUCGUUACAUGAGCCGAAAUCAUGAUACGGACAACUCCAGCGACAAGAGGCUGUUGUUGUGUUCGGAACGCGACAAAUUUAUAACAUCGCAGGAUAUAUGUGUAAUGUGCGGCUCCGUAGGAGUUGAAGGCGAUGCCGAAUUAAUUACUUGUGCUCAAUGCGCACAAUGCUAUCAUCCGUAUUGUGCGAGUGUUAAACACUCGAGGGGCAUCCUGCAAAAGGGCUGGCGCUGUUUGGACUGCACCGUCUGUGAGGGAUGUGGCAAGAAGAAUGACGAGGCACGUUUACUUCUGUGCGAUGAAUGCGAUAUUUCCUAUCACAUCUACUGUGUGAAUCCGCCUCUCGAACAGGUGCCACGCGGCAAUUGGAAAUGUUCAUUUUGCACCAUUUGCCAGAAAUGCGGUCGUAAUCCCACUGAGAAGAUUAAUCACAGUGAUUCAAACUCUCCAGAAUGUCCACCAUGCGCCAGCCAAAAUAGUUGCUCCAUUUGCUCAAAAGGCUAUAGCGAUGGAGAGAUGAUUAUACAAUGUGAACAAUGCGAACAAUGGCUGCAUUUUCUAUGCGACUCCAUAAACUCGCAACACACCAUGGAUUAUUACGAUCAUAAUAUGUACAAGUGCAUCAAAUGUCGGUCCACAGGGAAGACCCCUAUGCCAAUGAGUUCAACUACUUUAAAUGAGAAUUCUGCACUUGCAAAGAUUCCCACACCUGAUCAGGGCCACGACGGCAAGGCAGUUGGUCAAAAUAUGCGCUUGACAAACGAGCUGUUGGAGAGCAAUGAGGCCAUUCACUGGAUCGAUGGUGUGUGCUUAAGUGAAAAUGGUUUGAAUAUGAUUAAGUCAUUGUCAACGGAGAUCAAACGUAAGCGGAAAAUGCGCCAGCCGAUUGGCAAUUCGAAUAAGGAUGCACCAAACGAAACGGGUGUCUCCGAUGAUAUACAAAGCGAUAAAUAUAAAGACGGCAUGAUUUGGGAUCGGACGGAAGCUGCUUUACCAGAGGGAUUUACUAUUUCCACGAAUGAUGAUGGUGUUCAUAUUCUGCGCAAGAAGCGACAGCGCAAUUUACAAAAAUUGGGCAUCGGUGGAUUUUCAGUGCGAAAUCGUGCUAUUAAAAAAGACAAUGAGGAUGCUGCGGAUCAACAUGCAAAUGCACUUGCAUCCCAAGACAAGAAAAAGAAAAUUAUACGCAAAAAGCAGAAAAACAAACUCAUCGAAGCCUAUCCAGCAUAUUUACAAGAGGCCUUUUUUGGCAAACCCCUGUUGGAGUCGGGAGAUCCAGUUGUCUACGAUUCAGAUACUUCAGAUGAAAUCGGCACGACAAUGAAAAUGUACUUUAUUCACUCAAAUGGUAAAAAAUCUGACGAUGAAGCUAUCACUAAAAGUCCUGCCAAAACGCUUAAGAAACCAAAAGCGGAAAAAAUUCUUACUGAAAAUAAAAACAUGUUUGGAGACCAAUUUUCAACAGCGACUCAACAGAAUAAAGAUCCUGUAUCUGCGGGCGUAUUAUUUGAUACAUCUUUGACGGAUAUUACAAGGAAUACGAGCGCAAAUAGUAUACUCUCUUUGGAUCCCUUGGCGCCCAAGGGAAUUACGGAAGUUGAUGUUAUAAAUAAAACCGUUAAUUUUAUUGCAACAGCAGAUAAUAUAAAGAGUGAGCCGUUAGUUACAGUUAAUAUUAAUAAUUAUGCGGUGCCUCCACAAGUAACACAAGAACCAAAGUUUCAUAGCAAACUAACUCCUAAAUCGACACAGCUGCAAUAUCAGGCAGAAUCCCAAAAUAUUACGGGACAACAACUGCCAUUACAAACUGAGAAGAGAGAAGAUCCAAAGCCCAAUGAACCCAGCAUAGAAUGCAUAAAUGCUGGCACCCAAAAGACGGCGGAAAAAAUGCGAAAAGAUGAGGAUCUUGGUUUAAUGGCCACAAUCUCUGCUGUCUUGUAUGCAAAUACCGAGCAUGCCAAUCUCAAGGAGGUAUAUCCCAACUGGAAUGACCGAUGUAAGCAGAUCCUCAAGGGUUGGCGCUCCUUGUGCAACGAGAAGAAGGCACCAUUCUUACAAAAAGCGAAGGAUAACCGGUCUGCAUUGCGCCAAAGGCGUGAACAGUGCAAAGUUAGCCAGCCGACAAAACCGGAAAAGCAGGAAGAUAAUCGUACGUGGAAACAACAGCCCUGCAAACCAAAGGAAGAGCAAUCAAAUGUUUUUGGCAACUACAAUGGAAUUUCGUACGACGCAAACUGUUAUAUUGGACCAGCCAUGCACCAUGGGAAUUCACAUCACCCGACUGCCAUUUCUAAUGCAAGUCUAAUAGUGAAAUCUGCAAUACAACAAAGAACUACUACUACUACGAUACAUCCAGCGCCUUCAUCAUUAAAAAUAGCUUCUUUAGAGAACCGAACGGAACAUAAUCCGACAUUUGAACCGGAACCAGUUGGCGACAAAAAGCUAAGAAAUCUAUUGCAAAAAACCAAUUCGGAAGCAGUCAUUAUGAAUUCAAACUCUGAAUUCUUUUUACCCAAUGAUGUUAUGAGAAUGAGUCUGAUACAAAAUACUGCCAUAACUCAAAAUAAUCCAAUGUUAAGUAUGAGUGGGAAUCCACAGCAUACGGAACUUAGAAGUCUUGAACAUGACGGAAAAAGUCAGCUUGAUAUGAAAAUGACAGAGGCUCAGGAAGGGAUAUCAUCCUCGGCCGUGGAAUUAGAGAAUGUUGGAUUUGGAGAUAUAUUGGGUGGAUUCGGGGAAGGCGAUGAUGAUGACUUACUUAAAUCGUUAACAUCCGAAAUUGGCGAUGAUUUCAAUAUACUGGAGUAUGCCGAUCCAGAACUUGACGUCAAUGUCCUCAACACAUUAGACUUUGAAGAAAGCGAAAAGAACUCAGCUUGAUUAUGUAUAUUAUUUUUAGGAUUGACAAUAUUCAUAAUUAUAUUUUCA
This is a messenger RNA of Drosophila grimshawi, 4442 nucleotides long. RefSeq names its product histone-lysine N-methyltransferase 2C (gene Lpt). The record is from RefSeq and is a predicted model, not a curated record. Lineage: Eukaryota; Metazoa; Arthropoda; Insecta; Diptera; Drosophilidae. Gene Ontology annotation, molecular function: histone binding; transcription coactivator activity; histone H3K4 methyltransferase activity. Gene Ontology annotation, cellular component: MLL3/4 complex. Gene Ontology annotation, biological process: positive regulation of transcription by RNA polymerase II. The transcript has 10 exons. The coding region runs from base 9 to 4394 and encodes 1461 amino acids.